UCGGUUCCCUAGUGCAGAGGAGACCUCGCGUUUCCGGAUCUUGCUAGAGGGCCCGGUCUGUCGGGCUUGGUACCUGGGGGAGCGUUUUCUACGCCAGACCCUUGGGUUACCUGAGCAGAUAGUCCCGGUUCAUCCUCCUGCAGAGAUGAGGGAGACCGAGGGUCUGACCCCUGAGCAGCUGGAUGAUUACUCCAUCGGCUGGGAGGAGGCCGGCUUCCGAGGCACCGGCGACUAUCAGGAGUACGUACGGACGUAUCUGAUCCGUCCCUUGAGCGGCCGUCGAGUAGAGGGAGCUAGGCCUGUAGCAUCGGUGGCUGGGGCCGGAGCGGGAGCAGGGGCUGGAUCUUCGAGGAGGGCCCGAGUCCAUGGUAGGGGUAGAGUGCAGGGAGGACGGGGAGCUGGCUGGCCUGCCCUGCCCGCUGUACUGACUUUCCAGGGGCAGGGUGGGUCGACCUAUCAGAUUCCCUUCGCCCCUCCACCGGCUGGUCACGAGGUCAUCGAUGUCCCCGAUCUACCUCCGGCUUCUUCUGAGUACACCCGUCAGUCGUUGGCGAUGAAUGCCUCGAUGAUGGGGAUGCUCCAGCGGACAUUUGACCUUCUAGCCGUUUACAGCAUACCG
Messenger RNA from Camellia sinensis, 619 nucleotides. The record is from RefSeq and is a predicted model, not a curated record. Lineage: Eukaryota; Viridiplantae; Streptophyta; Magnoliopsida; Ericales; Theaceae.